GUAAUGAUGACUCGGACAUAGACAUCCAGGAGGACGACGAAUCCGACAGUGAAUUGGAAGAGAGACGGCCAGCCAAGCCGCGGACGGCCAUGGAGGUGCUCAUGCAAGGAAGACCCAGCAAGCGCGUCGUGGGCACUAUGCAGGGUGGAGACUCCGAUGACGAUAUGGAAGCAGCACCAGCUCUCUUAGGUAAAUACAUGACUUCCAGCUCCAAGAAGCAGGAUGACUCGGAGGACAGUGAGAUGGACGUGGAUGAUGAGGAAGAUGACGACGACGAUCUGGAAGAUGAGAGCAUUGCUCUCUCGCCGGCUAAGCCCAGCCGAAGGGUCCGGAAACCUGAGCCCUUGGAUGAGAGCGACAAUGACUUCUGACCCUCUUGCCAAGGGGCCAGGCGGGUUAAAACCCUCAGAUUUGUAGGUAAACGUGCAGUUAGAAGGUUAGGAAGGCGAUGUAUAUUUUGUUCACUAAGCCAGCUGGACUCAUUGUUCCUGGAGCAAUACUUACUUCUGCUUCAGCGUCCUAUACUUGUGUUCCACAAAGCUUAAAUAAGAACCAGAGAAAACCCUCAAAAUGAUUUUUUUUCCCCUUAUUUGUCUCCUAAACUUGAGAGGUGCAUGUGUUUUUAGUAAUUCACAUCCAUGGGACAAAAACCCACAGAGAAAUAAGAGCUGACACUGUGUAAGUCUUGGCUAUUGUUACUAUGCAGUCCUCUAAGAGUCGAGCAGACCUGGCGCUGGGACUCAGCACAGGGCUGGACUUGGAGGGGAACAUCUGGCUGGUAGUCACUUGCACAGCUUAGGACAUUUACUAUACAUUGGCUUUUGAUCCAGCCUUUUUUGUCAUUUUAAAGUCUUAUUUUCUUCUGCAUGCUCACAAUACCAAGCAUUUAAUAAUUUAAUAACUAACAUUUUUAGAAAGAUGUUACAUGAAAACCAGCUUUCCUUGAAAAUCAGGCAACAGAGAGGCUCCAGGUUAUGUCUACUACUCCAUUCCCUCUCAGAAGGCUGGCCCUCCUCUGGGAGAUUCACCUUCAAUUAGAGCCACCUGCACAUUUCCAUGGCUUAUACUGAGUUUGAAACUCUGUUGACCCUGGUUUCCCCUUUAGAGAUUCCAAACUUGUGGGACAGUGAUGGCUGGAACAUGCUCUUCCUGCCAGGUGGCAUUUCUCUAAAGGAGCAUGUUGUCUAAAGUGUGGCGAGACAUGAGGCCACCACACAGGGACGAAGGUGGGUCUCCUGCAUUUCACCACCAGAGUGUCUCCUGGGGGAAGGAGCCAAUGAAGGAAAAAGUGUCCAUACAGGUUCACUUUUCCGAUUUUUAACAGAACCAGAGUUAAAUUAGGUAGAGCAGCACUGGAAGAGUGUCCUGGCUAUGGAAUGAGAAGGGGCAGACAGGUGGAGAUGGGGCUUUCAUUUUUUUUUUAAUGUAAAAAGCAUAGAGCAGUUUUCAUUUAUUUUACAAAGUCAGAAGACUUCUGAAGUUACUCAUCAUGGUUUUUUGGGUUUAUUUUUUUUUUUAGCAUUUAUUGUGUUUAUGAAGGCUAGAUACUGUGCUAACAACAUCAUAUGCCUCAUCUUGUAAUUCUCACACACAAAAAUUUUUUUUUAAUUUUAACUUCUCAGCAUACAUUGUAGUUGAUUUUUGUAUCCCUUUACCCAUUCCUCUUUCCUGCUUCCCUCUCUCCCCUCCCCCCCAAAGUUACUCAUCUUUUAAUAAGUGUAUUUAAUACCGUGUUUUUAUGUUAUUAAAUAAGGUUUACUUGAAAGUAUAA
Molecule: messenger RNA, 1771 nt
Organism: Galeopterus variegatus (Sunda flying lemur)
Lineage: Eukaryota; Metazoa; Chordata; Mammalia; Dermoptera; Cynocephalidae
Product: clusterin-associated protein 1-like
Exons: 4
Source: RefSeq, a predicted model, not a curated record